CCCCUGCGAGACACUUCUCCGUCAUUCAUUUCUUCAGCCCUUGUUAUCCCCCAAAGUGUGCUCCAGCCCAGUUAAACUAGAUGAUGUUGCUUCCUUGGGUUUACUGUAGCGUCUUGGCAUAUCACCUCUUGCUCUGCAUUCAUUCUAUGCCAGUACUGGAGGGGAGAGCCAGCAACAGGUAUAAAGCAGUGGCGGGAUGGCCUCAGAAGACCCACAACUAUGGCCUGAAGAAGAGGGGCAGGUUUAGCCAUACUCACGACAUGCUGAAGGAACGAUCGCGCCCGUCAGGAAGUGUCUAUCCAGAGACUAUGCUUCCAGGGAAUGGAACAAAGUUGGUCUGGAACCGGCCUCGCUGUGGCGUUCCAGACUAUCCUACUCAGAAGCAAGGUGGUGUCUUGGACUACCACAUGCGGAAGGGGGAAACCUUUGGAGGAAAGCAGCGUCAGAAGCGAUUUGUUCUCUUUGGGGGGCGCUGGGACAAGACUGACCUCACCUACAAGAUUAUGCGCUUCCCUUGGCAACUGAGUAAGGAGAAAGUGCGUCGAAUCCUACAGGAGGCGCUGCUUGUGUGGAGUGACGUCACGCCCCUGAGGUUCACCGAGGUCAGCAGUGGGAGAGCUGACAUCAUCAUCGACUUCACCAGGUACUGGCAUGGUGACAACCUGCCCUUUGAUGGUCCUGGAGGCAUUCUGGCUCAUGCCUUUUUUCCCAGAACCCACCGGGCAGGCGACAUCCACUUUGACUAUGACGAGAGUUGGACUGUGGGCAACAGCAUGGGCACGGACCUCUUGCAGGUGGCGGCCCAUGAGUUUGGCCAUGUUCUUGGCCUCCAGCACUCCCUGGUCGACAGAGCCGUCAUGUCCCCCUUCUACAGCUUCUCAUACCCUUUGGAGCUGAGUGACGAUGACAAGCAGGGCAUCCAAUACCUGUACGGCCCACCGCGGAAAGCCACGCCUGUCAUCACAGAGACCAAUGAGAUCGAGACCACUGUGCCAGACCCCUGCAGGACUAACUUUGAUGCAGUGUCCAUGAUCAGAGGUGAGUUGUUCUUCUUCAAGUCCUGCUAUGUGUGGCGUAUCCGCGACGGCCGACUGCAGGCUGGGUACCCGGCGCUAGCAACGCGCCACUGGAGGGGGAUCCCCGACAACAUCGAUGCGGCCUACGAAGACAAGACUGGAAACAGCUGGUUCUUCCAAGGUGACAGUUACUGGGUGUUUGACGCAGAGAGGAAGAUAACAGGGCCGGACUCGUUGAGUCGGCUGGGCCUCCACGUGUCGGACAUCCAGGCAGCCCUCAUGUGGGGCGAGGACAAGGCCCAGAAUACUUACCUCUUCAAGUCGGGAACCUACUGGCGCUUCAGCCCCCUGGAGAACCGGGUGGAGACAGCCCACCCACGCAGCAUGCAGGACUGGGGGGGCAUCCCAAUGGACAUCGACGCUGCCUUCCAGGACCAAUAUGGAUAUGCUCAUUUCCUGAGUGGGAUGCAGUAUUGGAAGUUUGACCCGGUGGAGGUGACGGUUCUGGAAGGAUACCCACGCUAUAUCGGCAUGGACUUCUUUGGCUGCCCGCUUCCUAUUAUCGAUAAAGCCCAUGAAGAGUCCAUAUCUCCCGAAGAGCAGGUUGACUGCAGCUGUUGGUCUAAUAGAGGUGAGGACUUGGUUGAAACUUUCAUUAUGAACCCAGUCUGAGGUCCGUGGCUGUCUGAAGACCACUGAAGACCACUAGAAAUUGACGUCAUAUUUCAUUCUAUCAUCAUCCACAAUAUGAUAUUUUCUGGUGUAAAAUCAAUGCACAGGCUUUUUUAAAAAUAUAUAUAUAUAUAUUUUUAACCUUUAUUUAACCAGGCAAGUCAGUUAAGAACAAAUUCUUAUUUUCAAUGACGGCCUAGGAACAGUGGGUUAACUGCCUGUUCAGGGGCAGAACGACAGAUUUGUACCUUAUCAGCUCGGGGGUUUGAACCUUCCGGUUACUAGUCACACACUCUAACCACUAGGCUACCCUGCUGCCCAUGCACAGGCUUUCAGAGAUACGUUAAAGAGCACACGGACAGCUCUGCUGAAUAUAUAUAUUUUUACUUGAUGUAUAGCCUUGAUUCUUAUUUAUUGUCAAAUGUUUUUUAUCCACAGAUGAGUCUCAAUGUUUCUGUGCAGUCCCUCUUUCUUUCAUGCCAUUGUUUAUCAGGUGUAGCCAUGUAAACCUAUUUGACAGGGACCCACAUUUUCUCUCCAGCCUCAUUGAGCUUUCUAUUACACACACAGGUGCUCAAACAGACUCAACGAGGAAGGUGCAUUUGUACCUCAAAUAAAGUGCUUUGCCUUUAACAGUUAAAGGUUACAUUACACUCCAAAAUCAAAGUUUGUCAGAUGUUUUGAUACCUUAAAAGUAGUGUCCUAGGUCGUUGAUUUCAACAGAACAUCUGUUUUGUACAUCCCGCUAUACGCCACAAUCCAAAAUGAAUGGAAAAGAUAAGCAACAUUCAAUUUGCUGUGCUUACCUUUUCAAUUUAUUUGGGUUUGACGCACAUUUUUAUUUGACCUUUAACUAGGCAAGUCAGAUAAGAACAAAUUCUUAUUUACAAUGACGGCCUACCCCAGACGAUGCUGGGCUAAUUGUGCGCUUCCCUAUGGGACUCCCCAUCACGGCCGGAUGUGAUUCAGCCUGGAUUCAAACCAGGGACUGUAGUGAUGCCUCUUGCACUGAAAUGCAGUGCCUUAAACCACUGUGCCACUCGGGAGCCAAUAUAGCGAGAGGGUUGUGAAUUCAUCCUGACUUUAGACAAACUUUGAGGCCUGAAGACAUGACAAAGUUUAUUUUGGAGUGUAAUGUCCCUUUAACACAACAUUGAUAUGAUGAUUUUACAGUGUUGGAAGCCAAGCAUCGCCUAUCAGUUUUCACAGUGAUACCUCAUCAGGUAAAACGUCCUUCAUGUUCUUCUCUGACUACUCCAAGAUGGUGCUGUAAACUUUAUUCAUGUUGUAGCCAUUUGUCAUGCAGCUACCGUCAAUGAAAAAGCCAUUGGUGUUUCAGUGUAUCAGUGCAGGCCACUGAUACCAUUUCCUCACUUUUUUAUACAUUGUGAUCAAUCAAUCAAUCAUAUUUAUUUACAAAUCCCUUCUUACAUCAGCUGAUGUCAGAAAGUGCUGUACAGAAACCCAGCCUAAAACCCCAAGCAGCAAGCAAUGCAGGUGUAGAAGCAUUGCGGCUAGGAAAAACUCCCUAGAAAGGCCAGAACCUAGGAAGAAACCUAGAGAGGAACCAGGCUAUGAGGGUGGCCAGACCUCUUCUGGCUGUGCCGGGUGGAGGUUAUAACAGACCAUGGCCAAGAUGUUCAAAUGUUCAUAUAUUGACCAGCAGGGUCAAAUAAUAAUAAUCACAGUGGUUGUAGAGGGUGCAACAGCACCUCAGGAGCAAAUGUCAGUUGGCUUUUCAUAGCCGAUCAUUCAGAGUAUCUCUACCUCUCCUGCUGUCUCUAAUAGAGGUCGACCGAUUAAUCGGAAUGGCCAAUUAAUUAGGGCCGAUUUCAAGUUUUCAUAACAAUCGGAAAUUGGUAUCUUUGGACAACGAUUUUGACGAUUUUUUAAAAUAUAUUUUUUUACAACUUUAUUUAACGAGGCAAGUCAGAACACAUUCUUAUUUUCAAUGACGGUCUAGGAACGGUGGGUUAACUGCCUUGUCAGCUCAGACAGAUUUUUACCUUGUCAGCUCAGGGAUUCAAUCUUGCAACCUUAUGGUUAACUAGUCCAAUGCUCUAACCACCUGCCUCACGAGGAGCCUGCCUGUUACGCGAAUGCAGUAAGAAGCCAAGGUAAGUUGCUAGCUAGCAUUAAACAUAUCUUAUAAAAAACAAUCAAUCGAUCAUAAUCAGUAGUUACACAUGGUUGAUGAUAUUUCUAGUUUAUCUAGCGUGUCCUGCGUUGCAUAUAAUCGAUGCGGUGCGCAUUCGCGAAAAAGGACCACCGUUUCUCCAACGUGUACCUAACCAUAAACAUCAAUGCCUUUCUUAAAAUCAAUACACAAAAGUAUAUAUUGUUAAACCUGCAUAUUUACCUAAAAGAAAGGUUAGCAGGCAAUAUUAACCAGGUGAAAUUGUCACUUCUCUUGCAUUCAUUGCACGCAGGGUCAGGGUAAAUGCAACAGUUUGGGCCGACUCGCUCAUUGCUAAUUUGCCAGAAUUUUACGUAAUUAUGACAUAACACUGAAGGUUGUGCAAUGUAACAGCAAUAUUUAGACUUAGAGAUGCCAUCCGUUAGGAAAAAAUACUUCACUGAAAAAAUAAACGUUUUGUUUUCGAAAUGAUCGUUUCCGGAUUCUACCAUAUUAAUGACCUAAGGCUCGUAUUUCUGUGUGUUAUUAUGUUAUAAUUAAGUCUAUGAUUUGAUAGAGCAGUCUGACUGAGCGAUGGUAGGCACCAGCAGGCUCGUAAGCAUUCAUUCAAACAGCACUUUCUUGUGUUUUGCCAGCAGCUCUUCGCAAUGCUUCAAGAAUUGCGCUGUUUAUGACUUCAAGUCUAUCAACUCCCAAGAUUAGGCUGGUGUAACCGAUGUGAAGUGGCUAGCUAGUUAGCGGAGUGCGCGCUAUUAACGUUUCAAACGUCACUCGCUCUGAGACUUAGUUGUUCCCCUUGCUCUGCAUGGGUAACUCUGCUUCCAGAGUGGCUGUUGUCGAUGUGUUCCUAGUUCGAGCCCAGGUAGUGAGGGGAGAGGGAUGGAAUGUUACACUGGCAGUGCUAAAGUGCCUAUAAGAACAUCCAAUAGUCAAAGGUAUAUAGGUAAAAUAUAUAGUGAAAACUAUAGUGUUCCUAAAACAGGGCCUUGAGGAACACCGACAUUUACAGUUGAUUUGUUAGAGGAUAAACCAUCCACAGAGACAAACUGAUAUCUUUCAGACAGAUAAGAUCUAUACCAGGCCAGAACUUGUCCGUGUAGACCAAUUUGGGUUUCCAAUCUCUGCAAAAGACUGUGGUGAUCAAAUGAUGGUAUCAAAAGCAGCACUAAGGUCUAGAAGCACGAGGACAGAUGCAGCCUCGGUCUGACACCAUUAAAAGGUAAUUUACCACCUUCACAAGUGCAGUCUCAGUGCAAUGAUGGGGUCUAAUACCAGACUGAAGGCAGUGAGUUGCUGAGCAACUUUUUCAAAAAAAAUUGAAAGGAAUGGGAGAUUCGAUACAGGCCGAUUCGUUUUAAUAUUUUCUGGGUCAAGGUUUGUCUUUUUCAAGAGAGGCUUUAUUAUUGCCACUCUUAGUGAGUUUGGUAUACAUCCGGUGGAUAGAGAGCCAUUUAUUAUGUUCAACAAAGGAGGGCCAAUCACAGGAAGCAGCUCUUUCAGUAGUUUAGUUGGAAUAAGGUCCAGUAUGCAACUUGAAGGUUUAGAGGCCAUGAUUAUUUUCAGCAAUGUUUCCAGAGAUACAAUAUUAAAACAACUUGAGUGUCUCCCUUGUUCCUAGGUCCUGGUAGUGUUGUGCAGACUCAGAUUUAGAGGGGAGUCCGUAAUUUGCUUUCUAAUGAUCAUGAUCUUUUCGUCAAAUAAGUUCAUGAGUUUAUCACUGCUGAAGUGAAAGCCAUCCUCUCUUGGGGAAUGCUGCUCUUUAGUUAGCUUUGCAACAGUAUCAAAAAUAAAUUUUGGAUUGUUCUUAUUUUCCUAAAUUAAGUUGAAAAAAUAGGAUGAUCAAGCAGCAGUGAGGGCUCUUCAAUACUGCGCGGUACUGUCUUUCCAAGCUAAUCGGAAGACUUCCAGUUUGGAGUGGCACCAUUUCCGUUCCAAUUUUCUGGAAGCUUGCUUCAGAGCUCAGGUAUUUUCUGUAUACCAGGGAGCUAGUUUCUUAUGACAAAUGUUUUUAGGGGUGCAACUGCAUCUACGGUAUUACGCAAGCUUAAAUUGAGUUCCUCAGUUAGGUGGUUAACUGAUUUUUGUACUCUGACGCCCUUGGAGAGAGUCUGGAAGGGCAUCUAGGAAUCUUUGGGUUGUCUGAGAUUUUAUAGCGUGGCUUUUGAUGGUCCUUGGUUGGGGUCUGAGAAGAUUAUUUGUUGCAGUUGCAAACGUAAUAAAAUGGUGGUCCGAUAGACCAGGAUUAUGAGGAAAAACAUUAAGAUCCAUAACAUUGAUUCCACGGGACAAAACUAGGUUCAGAGUAUGACUGUGGCAGUGAGUAGGUCCAGAGACAAAACCCUCUGAGUCGAUGAUGGCUCCGAAAGCCUUUUGGAGUGAGUUUCUGGACUUUUCCAUAUGUUUAUAUUAAAGUCACCAAAAAUGUGAAUAUUAUCUGCCAUGACUACAAGGUCUGAUAGGAAUUCAGGGAACUCAGGAACAUGGUAUAUGGCCCAGGACUCCUAUAAACAGUAGCUAUAAAAAGUGAUUGAGUAGGCUGCAAAGAUUUCAUGAGUAGAAGCUCAAAAGACGAAAACUCUGUCGUUUUUUGGGGGUAAAUUGAAAUUUGCUAUUGUGAAUGUUUGCAACACCUCCUCCUUUGCGGGAUAUGGUCACUAGUGUAUCCAGGAGGUGAGGCCUCAUUUAACACAGUAAAUUCAUCAGGCUUUAGCCAUGUUUCAGUCGAGCCAAUCACAUCAAGAUUAUGAUCAGUGAUUAGUUAAGUGACUAUAACUGCCUUGGAAGUGAGGGAUCUAACAUUAAGUAGCCCUAUUUUGAGGUGUGAGAUAACACAAUGUCUUUCAAUAAUGACAGGAAUGUUUUGCCCAACCUAGAUCAAGGCACAGACACGGUCUCAAUGGGGAUAUCUGAGCUGACUACACUGACUGUGUUAGUGGCAGACUCCACUAAACUGGCAGGCUAGCUAACAGCCUGCUGCCUGGCCUGCAGCCUAUCUCAUUGUGGAGCUAGGGGAGUUCGAGCCCUGUCUAUGUUUGUAAAUAUGAUGAGAGCACCCUUCAAGCUAGGAUGGAGUCCGUCACUCCUCAACAGGCCAGGCUUCGUCCUGUUUGUGGUUGAGUCCCAGAAAGAGGGCCAAUUAUCUACAAAUUCUUUUGGGAGGGGCAGAAAACAGUUUUCAACCAGCGAUUGAGUUGUGAGACUGCUGUAGAGCUCAUCACUCCCCCUAACUGGGUGCCAACGUGGAUAACAAUAUCCCUCUACUCUCUACACUCGCCAGUUUUAUCUUUAGCCAGCACCAUCUUCAGAUUAGCCUUAACAUCAGUAGCCCUGCCCCCUGGUAAACAGUGUAUGAUCGCUGGAUGAUUCGUUUCAAGUCUAAUACUGCGGGUAAUGGAGUCACCAAUGACUAUGGUUUUCAAUUUGUCAGAGCUAAUGGUGGGAGGCUUCGGUGUCUCAGACCCCGUAACGGGAGGAGUAGAUCAGAGAAGGCUCGGCCUCAGACUCCAACUCGCUGCUUAAUGGGGAAAACCGGUUGAAGGUUUCUGCCGGCUGAAUGAGCAACACCGGUUGAGCAUUCCUACAGCAUUUUCCUCCAGAAGCCAUGAAAAAGUUGUCCGGCUACGGGGACUGUGCGAGGGGAUUUAUACUACUAUCUGUACUUACUGGUGGCACAGACGCUGUUUCAUCGUUUCCUACACUGAAAUUACCCUUGCCUAACGAUUGUGUCUGAAGCUGGGCUUGCAGCACAGCUAUCCUCGCCGUAAGGUGAUCGUUCUCCUGUAUAUUACGAGUACGGUGACUGCAAUUAGAAGGCAUCAUGUUAAUGUUACGACUUAGCUUCGGCUGGUGGAGGUCCUGACAAAGCACGUCCAGAUAAAGCGUCCGGGGUGAAAAAGUUGAAUGAAAAAAGUAGAGCGAGGAAAAAAAUGUAACUAUAAAACGGUAAUUAAAAAGUAAAAAAACGUAAAGUUGGCAGGUAGCAACAAACCGCACAGCAGCACGUAAACAAGUCUACAAGCUGUGACCGGAUAUGUCACUGAUUGCACAUAGCUGAGGUGAAAGAGCCCUCACUUGCACUGGUUGUUUUUUGGCUGCAUUGUCUGUUGAAAUGUCUCCCAAACACAGUAUUUUAACCAUGUGUAUGUAAGUAUCCCGGAUAUCAAUCUAACAAUUCACCUUUCCUUUUUUUUUACUUGAAUAUAUUUUUACUUAUGUAAAUAAUUUUGUAUAAAUGCUGUAUAAUACUUUGGAUACCAAUAAAAAAUAUCUUGGUUU
This is a messenger RNA of Oncorhynchus keta (chum salmon), 8100 nucleotides long. Its product is annotated as stromelysin-3-like. The transcript has 9 exons. Gene Ontology annotation, biological process: collagen catabolic process; proteolysis; extracellular matrix organization. Gene Ontology annotation, molecular function: zinc ion binding; metalloendopeptidase activity. NCBI's taxonomy places the organism in Eukaryota, Metazoa, Chordata, Actinopteri, Salmoniformes, Salmonidae. Gene Ontology annotation, cellular component: extracellular matrix. The record is from RefSeq and is a predicted model, not a curated record. The coding region runs from base 81 to 1688 and encodes 535 amino acids.